CUUUUCCCUUUUUUUCUUUCUUUUUUUUUUGGUGCCACACGACUCUUUCCUCUGUGGCUACUUUCUUAUUUUCUUCCCCUCGCCAAGUCCGCCGGACCCUCUUUGUGCAGCAAGUUCUCUACGCAACCUGUGGAUCAACUUUUGAUGAUUAAACAAAGGUAACAUUUUCAGGGUUUUUUUUUCUGGUCUUUGGAGACUUUGGAGUGGAGUCGUUCCCAAACAGGACCACCAGGCAGCAAGCAGAAGGGAAGGACCAUGUGGACCGCGCACAGCGUGGACUUCCUACUUCUUCUCUGCUUCCUGCUCAGCCUGGCCUACUCGCUCAACCCGAGGGACCCCAAUGUGUGCAGCCUGUGGGAGAGCUUCACUACCUCCGUCAAGGAGUCCUAUUCGCAUCCUUACGACCACGUGACUGAGGAGCCUUGCUCGGACCCUCGGAGCAACUACAGAUGCCCCCGACACAGAAUCACCUACAAGACAGCCUACAGGCAGGCCGUCAAGACAGACUACCGCAAACGCUACCAGUGCUGCCCGGGCUACUAUGAGAGCCGCGACAAAUGCGUUCCUCGCUGCACCAAGGAGUGCGUUCAUGGCCGCUGCCUGGCUCCGGACCGCUGUCAAUGUGAGGGAGGCUGGCGAGGCGACGACUGCUCUAGUGCCUGUGAGGACAAGCGCUGGGGCCCAGGCUGCGGCCAGCAGUGCAAGUGCGAGAAUGGCGCACCAUGUGACCCGGUCAAGGGGACGUGUCAGUGCCCGCCGGGUUUCAUUGGACGCCACUGCGAGGAGGCGUGUCCUGCUGGAACUUUUGGGAAGGGCUGCCUGGAGAAGUGCAAAUGCGGGGACGGAGGAUCCUGCCAUAAAGCCAGCGGAGAGUGCACGUGUCGGGAUGGCUUCACCGGCACCUUCUGUGAAAGGCCAUGCUCCAGGAAGUGUCCAGCGCGGUGUCCCUGUCAAAAUGGCGGCAUCUGUCGGGGCAAAGGGAUCUGUGCCUGCCCUCCAGGGUGGACGGGUUCUGUCUGCACGGAGCGCUGCCCCGAGGGACGAUAUGGACCCAACUGUGCAGAGGAGUGCAUUUGCCAUAACCACGGCAAAUGUGACCCUGAGACAGGACAGUGCAAGUGUGCCAAAGGGUUCACUGGGAACAGGUGCAACGAGGAGUGCGCAGUGGGAUCUUACGGUCAGGACUGCGAAGGCGCGUGCGACUGCGCAAAUGGCGCUCGCUGCUACAACAUCGACGGCGGCUGCCUGUGCGAACCGGGCUUCAGCGGGCCCAACUGCAAAGACAGGAUGUGCCCGCACGGGAAAUACGGCAUGCACUGCGAGCGCACGUGUCUGUGCCAGGACAAACACACGCUCAGCUGCCACCCAAUGAAAGGCGAGUGCACGUGCCAGGCGGGCUGGGCGGGGCUACACUGCAACGAAACCUGUGCCCACGGUUUCUACGGCGACGGCUGCCUGGAGCCCUGCUUGUGCGUCAACGGUGGCGUGUGCCACGGCGCCACCGGACUUUGUCAGUGCACACCCGGAUACACGGGAGUUCACUGCGAGAGUCCAUGCAAAAGCGGUACCUACGGCAAAAACUGUUCCCUGGAAUGUUCUUGCAAGAACUUUGUGGACUGCUCACCCAUCGACGGAGCCUGUUUCUGCAAAGAAGGCUGGCGAGGGCCCGACUGCUCGCUUCCUUGCUCGGAGGGAACCUGGGGCCGCGGAUGCAACGGUACCUGUCAGUGCGCCAACGGGGCUAAAUGUAACACCGCGGACGGAUCCUGCACUUGUACCGCCGGCUGGCAGGGGGCGCACUGUGACCAGUCGUGCCCGAUGGGCUCGUUCGGGCCGGGCUGCCUGAAGAGAUGCGACUGCGUCCAUGCUGACGGUUGCCAGGCAACCACAGGGGACUGCCUUUGUCUCCCUGGCUGGUGGGGCCCACACUGCAGUGAGCCGUGCGCCGAGGGCCUGUGGGGGCGCCAUUGCAACCAGACCUGCUUCAAGCACUGCCCCAACAGCGACACGUGCUUGCGGGAAACUGGGGCGUGCGUAUGCCGCCCGGGCUUCAGGGGGGUCACCUGUCAGAACAAAUGCAGAUCGGGUAUGUACGGAGACCAAUGCAGCCAGUCCUGCCCAUCCUGCGGCCAGUCGUAUCGCUGCCACCAUGUGACUGGGGAAUGCGACUGCCUUCCGGGGUACACCGGGGAUGAAUGCCAUCAGGUGUGUCCGUCCGGCUACUACGGCAAGGCUUGUUCCGAAGUGUGCAUCAGCUGCGCCAACAACGCUACGUGCAACCACCGCGACGGCCAAUGCCAGUGUCUUCCCGGCUGGACCGCCACAGACUGCUCCAUACCAUGCAGUGCAGGACGUUUUGGCUCCUUUUGCUCCCAAACUUGCUCCUGUCCCGCCAAUGUCUUGUGCGACCGGGUCACGGGAGAAUGCGUGUGUGACAACGUUGACUGUCAACAAGAGACAUCGGAGCCCGGCAGCGUGAUGGUCCCACUGCCCCCGGGCGAGAAGGAGUCGUGGGCGGCCAUCAGCGGCGUAGUGGCGCUUGUCAUCUUGGUGGUGGUGCUGCUGGUUCUACUGCUGCUCUACCGACGCCAGCAGAGGCUCAAGCACAACAACACGCCCGCCGUGUCCUUUUCCGUCAGCCGCACCGUCAACUCCGAGUACGCCGUACCAGAUGUGGCUCCCAACUACCAGCACUACUACUCCAACCCCAGCUACCACACGCUUCGGGACAACCGUCCACCGCUGCCUCACCUCCCCAAUAACCACGACCGCACAAUCAAGAACACCAACAAGCAAUUGUUCUGCAGCAUGAAGAACACGGAUCGGGAGAGGCGUGGCCUUUUUGGCGUGGAGAGCAACGCAACACUGCCUGCCGACUGGAAACACCACGAAGCUCGCAAUAAGGAGCCAGGAGCGUUUGGAAUCGAUCGGAGUUACAGCUACAGCGCCAGCCUCGGAAAAUAUUUCAACAAAGAACUGACAGAGGCCGCAGGCAUGGCGAGCAGCAGUUCCCUGAAUAGCGAGAACCCUUAUGCCACCAUCAAAGAUCUGCCGGGACCCCCCUUCUGCCCUCCCGAAAGCAGCUACAUGGAAAUGAAAGCGGCCGUCCCCCGAGAGCGAGCGUACACCCAAAGCGCACCACCGCCGCCCCCGCCCUUCAACGCCGCCUCUCUACGACGACAGCGUCAGCAUUCUGUGGGCCACGCCCCCCAGGAGGAUCCGCUAGGCCACUACGACCUCCCGGUCAACAGCCACAUCCCGGGCCACUACGACCUGCCGCCGCUCCGCCGCCCCCCAUCGCCCGAGAGAACGCUGCGCUGACCAUGACGCCGAUGUGAAGGCACGCGAGGGCUCCCGAAACGGCAUUUAAGACGCCGUAGGCCCCCAAGAGGGAGGACGCUGGAAUUUCACCACUGGUGGGAAGAUCCCACUUCAGGUGGUAUGCGCCCAAGUGGAGGAACUUGAGGGGGGUGGGGGUGGGGGUGGGCAGGACUUCAGGAUGGUUUGAAGACUCUUCAGUGAACUAACUUUCACAUUUUUUUUUUUUUUUACAACCUCAGCUGGUUUCAAGAGUUAUUCGCAAUGUUAUGAUGCACUUUAGCACACACCCAAAAAAAAAAAAAGUUUGAAUUUGCUCACUUUUUAAACACGGUUGUUUUUCUACAAAGUGUAUGUCAAUAAAACACAAAAAUAAUUAUGCAAGGGAAAACAAUUACAUGAUUGAGUCUUUUUGAGACGAUGGUGUAAUAUUGAGGGAAUAAAAAUACCAAUAUUUUUCAGAAGGUUUUUGACAAUCAAGUCCGAAUAAUACAAGAAAAAAAAAGUAACAUUUAUAAUAGGGGAAAAAAACAAUGUUUGAACACGAGCUUUUUUCUUCUUUUACACAAGUGCUUGUUUUUCCCCCCAAAAAAGUACUGUAUAUAUUCUGUAUGUAUUGUGGAUUUCCUCAUAAACUGGCCAGUUGCUGAUUUUUUUUUUGUUACUCUGCUGAGAGCACUUUUUGUCAGCUUUACAGAUGUCAUCUGUUUGGCAGCACUUUGUUGCCGUAGUAACUUUUUUUCUUUCCCCUCUUCGCCUUUUUUUUUUUUUUUUUUUUUAAUCAUGUCUCAUUAAAGUCCAACACACGUCAACUUUAGAGAUGCCACUAUACCCUGUA
This is a messenger RNA of Hippocampus comes (tiger tail seahorse), 4156 nucleotides long. It is a transcript of the gene pear1, whose product is annotated as platelet endothelial aggregation receptor 1. The record is from RefSeq and is a predicted model, not a curated record. Gene Ontology annotation, molecular function: protein binding. The transcript is spliced from 23 exons. Bases 256 to 3321 code for a protein of 1021 amino acids. Gene Ontology annotation, cellular component: membrane. NCBI's taxonomy places the organism in Eukaryota, Metazoa, Chordata, Actinopteri, Syngnathiformes, Syngnathidae.